CGACGCUCUGGGCCGGCGACUUCCGGGUGUCGGUGGGCAGAGGGACGGGGGCCCUCGAUGGCGCGGGCGCUCCGGGCCCGGCGGGAGGGCGGCGGGGCGGCGCUGCCCCGCUGAGCAGCCGCGGGCCCCGGCAUGGAGCCCGAGACGCUGGAGGCGCGCAUCAACAAAGCAACAAACCCCCUGAACAAGGACCUGGACUGGGAUGGUAUCAAUGCGUUCUGUGAGCAGCUCAAUAAGGAGCUGGAGGGUCCUCCACUUGCCACCCGACUUCUUGCCCACAAGAUCCAGUCUCCACAAGAAUGGGAAGCAAUCCAGGCCCUCACGGUGCUGGAGUCGUGCAUGAAAAGCUGUGGCAAACGCUUCCAUGACGAGGUGGGCAAGUUCCGCUUCCUCAAUGAGCUCAUCAAGGUGGUGUCACCCAAGUAUCUUGGCAGCCGGACACCAGAAAAAGUGAAGUCAAAGAUCCUGGAGCUGAUGUACAGCUGGACAUUAGGGCUGCCGCACGAGGUGAAGAUCUCAGAAGCCUACCAGAUGCUGAAGAAACAAGGAAUUGUGAAGUGUGACCCAAAACUACCUGAUGAUGCUCCUUUUCCACUGCCUCCUCCUCGGCCCAAGAACGUCAUCUUUGAUGAUGAAGAAAAAUCCAAGACACUGGCUCGGCUCUUGAAAAGUUCCCAUCCUGAGGACCUCCGGGCUGCUAACAAGCUCAUCAAGGAGAUGGUUCAGGAGGACCAGAAGCGCAUGGAGAAGAUCUCCAAGAGAGUGAAUGCCAUUGAGGAGGUGAACAACAAUGUGAAGCUGCUGACAGAGAUGGUGACAAACUACAGCAAGGGGGAGACAACAGAAAGCAACGAGGACCUAAUGAAGGAGCUGUAUCAGCGCUGUGAGCGCAUGAGGCCCAUGCUUUUCCGCCUUGCCAGUGACACAGAAGACAAUGAUGAAGCUCUGGCGGAGAUCCUGCAAGCCAAUGACAAUCUAACACAGGUGAUCAAUCUCUACAAGCAGCAUGUACGGGGAGAAGAGAUCAAUGGGGAAACAGUGGCUGGUCCCCUUCGAGGCAGCACCUCAGCACUUCUGGAUCUGUCUGGCCUAGAGCUUCCAGCAACAUGCCCUUCCUACCCAGCCUUGCCCACCAUUUCAGGUGGCUCAGCAGUCCCCGUGCCUGACCAGGCUGGCUCUGUCUCCUUGCUGGAUGAUGAGCUAAUGUCUUUGGGCCUGAAUGACCCAGCACCACAUGCUGCCCAGGCCAGUGACACCAGUGGCUGGAACAGCUUCCAGUCAUCAGAUAGCAAUGAGGUCGGUAUCACCCCUAUCACAGCAAUACCACCAGUCAAAGCAGAUGCUGGUGCAUCCUCCCCCAAACCUUCUCCUAGCAGCAGUGGCCUGGAUGACCUGGACCUCCUGGGCAAGACUCUGCUGCAGCAGUCUUUGCCUCCAGAGUCUCAACAAGUGCGAUGGGAGAAGCAGCAGCCACCCCCUCGGCUCACCUUGAGGGAUCUGCAGAACAGGAGCAGCUCUGCCACCACAGCCCACAAUCCCAGCACUCCACCUGUGCUCCAGAGUGUUUCCCCUAACCCCACGCUGCCCCUGACCUCAGAGCUGCCUGCCCCUGCUAUGCUUCCAAAAGCUGCCAGCACACCAGCAGGAAGUACUGCAGUCCCACCGCGGCCUCCUGCCACUGCGCUGCCCCAGGAGAUCUCGCUGGCCAACAUCACUGUGCCUCUGGAAUCAAUCAAACCCAGCAGCAUCCUCCCUGUGACAGUGUAUGAUCAACAUGGCUUCCGCGUCCUCUUCCACUUUGCUAAGGAUGCCCUGCCUGAGAGGCCUGAUGUGCUUGUGGUGGUGAUUUCUAUGCUCAGCACGGCCCCGCAGCCCAUCCGCAACAUUGUCUUUCAGUCUGCCGUCCCCAAGGUAAUGAAGGUGAAACUACAGCCUCCCUCAGGCACGGAGCUGCCAGCAUUCAAUCCCAUUGUCCACCCCAGUGCCAUCACCCAAGUCCUGCUGCUUGCUAACCCACAGAAGGAAAAAGUGAGGCUACGGUACAAGCUGACCUUCACCAUGGGAGAGCAAACCUACAAUGAAAUUGGGGACGUGGACCAGUUUCCCCCACCCGAGUCCUGGGGAAACCUCUAGAGCCACAUGUUGCAGGCACUACACUGCAGAUUCCUUGGGAAGCCAACCCUGCAGGGCUGGAGCAGCCUGAGGAGACGGGAGGGUGGGUGGGGGGCUGCUGCUCACGCUCUAUUCUCCAGGCAGUCGGGCAAGUGCCCAAGGGAGCGUACCUCGAGGAGGAGAGCAGAGAUGCCAGGAGAUGUUCAUCCCACAAGACUAGAAGCGGAAUGGAAAGCUUCAUGUGUGUGAACAGUUGCCUUCCCUGCUCUUCCGAAGAUUACACUCCCUCCCCAGUCUGUCCAGCUUCUCUUCUAACCCUGCUUUCCCGCUCUAGGUGCAGUGGGGAACAAGGACAGGGAGCUUUGACAGCCUCAGCCCAGGGCAAGGGCUAGCAAAGGAAGAUCAUUUUCCUUUUCUGCCCCCUCUGCACUUCCCAGCUUUUCAGCUACUUCGUGUUCUAUGGUGCUCCCUCUUGUCCCCCUUGUCCCCUCCUUGGAGCUGGGCCCCAGUGUUUCCCUAUCUGUUGAGAUCACACUGGAACUGGUAUAGAACAAGGCUGGACAGAGGCUAGGCAUCUCUCCAGCACCAGAGAGCAGGCAGCUGCCACUGUUUUGGGGGACAUGGGGGAGUGAUCAUCACAUCUCUGUUUUAGCUGCUUAGAGAGCUGCUGGUGGGAGGUGAGCCCCAGGGUGGGACCCUGGGGGCUGGGAAGGGCUUGCUCUGUGCCUUCCCAUCCCCUUUCAGCUGGAGUUGUGAACCCCCACAGCAGGGUGGCCCACACUCUUCCCAUAUUUUAUCUAUCAUAGGAACUCUAAGAAUGGGGGCCUGGAGAGGAGCACACUGUAGGGGUUGAGUCUCCCUGCAGCCUCCUAACAGAUGGGGAGAGGAAGCAGCACUUAGUCUUCCUCCACCUUGGUUGUACUGGAGAGCUUAGGGGGCCGGGGAGCUUUCUCAGCUCUUCAGUGUCUUCUCGCAGUGGGGUAGGUGAUGGGCUGGGAGCCAGGGAGAUGAAAGCCCAACCCAUCACCACUAAGCUCUGCACGGGGGGCGUAUGGGGGGGAGGGGGGUUCAGCUGUGCCUUGCUCACCUUUGCCCGCAGCUGAGGGCAGGCCUGGCUCCCUGUGGCGGGGAGGGGGCUCACUCCAGCCGCCUGAUCACUGUGACACAAGAGCGGGGAUCUGCAGGCACGGAGGAGACUGGGGAAUGGCACAUCCCAAGCAAUCCUGAUUCCCCGUGGGACUUGAGACCAUGGGAGCUGCUUCCCAUCCCUAAGCUGGUUUUGAGAGGGCCUGAUCAUAAACAGGGGCAAGCUGUGCCCUGUAUCAGCUUGUCAGAGCCAGAAGGAGGCUUGUGUGGUGGAGACAAGUGGGGUGCCUCACACUCUUGGCUCGGGGCAGCAAAGGUGUCUCAAAGCUGGACAGCAAGCAGUAGAGGACAAGGGGAAGCAAGGUCUUUGUGCUGGGUUUCUGCUGUGUCUUACUUCCCUUUCUGGUCUGUUCAGGGUUUUGUAUGGGUUUUUUCCUUGCAGAUCUUGUUUGGUUCUUGAAUAGACUUGUAUAUAUUUUCAGUGCAGAAUUCUGUAAAUGGAAGAAACAAAACAUUUAAAAUUAGACGCCCGGCGCGAAGAAUCAGCUGUAUUUAUGGGAAAUAAAGAGUUCUUUCCUGA
This is a messenger RNA of Myiozetetes cayanensis, 3778 nucleotides long. It is a transcript of the gene GGA1, whose product is annotated as golgi associated, gamma adaptin ear containing, ARF binding protein 1. NCBI's taxonomy places the organism in Eukaryota, Metazoa, Chordata, Aves, Passeriformes, Tyrannidae. Gene Ontology annotation, biological process: vesicle-mediated transport; intracellular protein transport. The record is from RefSeq and is a predicted model, not a curated record. Gene Ontology annotation, cellular component: trans-Golgi network. Bases 133 to 2133 code for a protein of 666 amino acids. Gene Ontology annotation, molecular function: phosphatidylinositol binding; ubiquitin binding; small GTPase binding. The transcript has 17 exons.